Messenger RNA from Chanos chanos (milkfish), 2205 nucleotides. It is a transcript of the gene il17rd, whose product is annotated as interleukin 17 receptor D. Gene Ontology annotation, molecular function: interleukin-17 receptor activity. The transcript is spliced from 14 exons. The record is from RefSeq and is a predicted model, not a curated record. Lineage: Eukaryota; Metazoa; Chordata; Actinopteri; Gonorynchiformes; Chanidae.
AUGGCUAAUACUGGUUCAAGGGGUAGUGCAGGGAGGGAGGCUUGAGGAUCAAACAAAAAGUGCUGGUUUGGGAUCCAGUCAAAUUCAGAUGAGGGCGGACGAAAACUUGGAGUAACAUUUCGAAAUGACAACUGCUCUCUGAACUGGAAUCCAUUGGGGAAACAUGCCAUCCAUGAAGUCAACAAUGUCACUUUCAGUCACUUGGCCUGUGAUAACCAGGCUGCCGUGGUAGUUCACUGGAAUGCCAGUCCACUCGGUAUUGAACAUGUGAAAGGGUUUCGAGUUUAUUUGGAAGAGAAGAACCCAGAGGGAAAACAAUGUCAACACAUGAUCUUGAAAGAUCCUCGUCAGCUUAAUUUUUCCUACAGGAAUGUUAAGCUGAGCUCCCAGCCCUUUGCUGGGUUGGCAUUUGAGAUGGAUUACAUGGUCAGGAUUGUACCCUUCCCUACCUUCAUGAAUGACAGCUUCUUCCCCCCCUCCUUCCUGCGUACCAACAGCUGUGAAGUCCUUCUUGGCCCAGACAAUCUUGUCUGCAAACCAUUCUGGAGGCCAAAGACGCUGAAUGUUUCUCAGCUUGGCUCUAAUUUGCAUGUAGUGUUUGACCACGCCCCCUCUACGUUUGGCUUCAGCAUCUACUACCUGUAUUACAAGCUGAGACAGGAGGGCCCUUUCAGACUGAAACGCUGCAAACCAGAGCCGAAUUCCCCCCAGACGACCUGUGUUCUGCAGGACGUCACCCCAGGAACUUACGCAAUAGAGCUUCGUGACGACAACAAUACCACCAGGAGACAGACACAGUACCAUGUCAGCCAAGUCCAUUAUCCAUGGGCGGGGCCCAUCCGUGCAAUGGCUAUCACCGUCCCUCUGGUCAUCAUGUCUGCCUUUGCCACACUCUUUACUGUCAUGUGUCGCAAAAAACAACAAGAGAACAUCUACUCCCACUUGGAUGAGGAGAGCUCAGAGUCUUCUUCUCACACCACAGCUUUAAGCACAGCAAGACCCUGGCCCAGGCCCAAGGUUUUCAUCUGCUACUCCAGUAAAGACUGCCCCAAACAUCUUGCUGUCAUUCAGAGCUUUGCCUUCUUCCUGCAGGACUUCUGUGGCUGCGAGGUUACCCUGGAUCUCUGGGAACAUCUGGAGAUCUGUAAAGAGGGUCAGAUGGCUUGGUUGAGCCAGCGCCUUGAUGAGGCUCAUUUCAUCAUCACUGUAUGCUCCAAGGGCCUCAAGUACUUUUUGGAUAAAAGAAACCGCAAGGGCAAAGCAGCCAGCAAGGAGAAGUCUAGGGACUCGCCGGUGGCCGGACCCAGCACGGCGGAGCUUAGCAGCAGGGAUCUGUUUGUCAUUGCCGCGGCGAUGAUUGGUGAGAAGCUGCGUGAGGCGCGGCAGACGUCCGGCGACCUGUCUCGUUUCAUGGCGGUCUAUUUUGACUAUUCCCAUGAAAGCGACGUACCAUCUGUGCUAAGCCUGGCACCCAAGUUUAAGCUGAUGGACCAGCUGCCUCAGCUGUUUACCAGACUGCACUCACGUCACCUGAGCCUGUCCGAGAGCGAGCCUCAACCGCUCAACGUCAGCAAACGCAACUAUUUCCGCAGCAAGUCUGGCCGUUCGCUCUACGUAGCCAUCUGCAACAUGCACCAGCACAUUGCUCAGGAGCCAGACUGGUUUGAGAAGCAGCUCAUGCCUCCACCCGCGCCACAGAAACGCGUCGUCUCACCCACAGAGAAGUUUGACUCUGGGCUCGUGCUCAACGAGGUGGUGCUCAAACAUCCGUCAGACAGUGACUGCCCCCUCAGAAGCAAUGUACUGGUCCUGCCCACCACAACCAGUUUACCUGGACCAUCCACCAGCUCAGUGCACUCAGAAGGGGAAGGUCCAUCAUCUCAAACCCAGGACAGUGAGGCAUCUCUCAGGCCUUUACUUCACACAGACGGCUCUGCCAGCCCUCCAGAGAUGCCCAGAGACUCCGGCAUCUACGACUCGUCAGUGCCAUCGUCAGAGCUGUCUAUACCUCUAAUGGAAGGGCUCUCACCUGACCAAGCGGAUUCAUCCUCCCUGGCAGACAGCGUAUCUUCGUCCUCUGGGCUUGGAGAUGAGGAGCCCCCUGGUGUCAGUUCAGUGCAUUGCAUUGUCCCUACCACCUGUAAAGCAGAGCUUCAUCACAACCUAGAGCAGAGUGAAGGACUAAUGGCUGCAACUCCUCCGUAG